Molecule: messenger RNA, 1021 nt
Organism: Camelina sativa (false flax)
Lineage: Eukaryota; Viridiplantae; Streptophyta; Magnoliopsida; Brassicales; Brassicaceae
Product: FCS-Like Zinc finger 8
Source: RefSeq, a predicted model, not a curated record
CAAUAAUUCUUUUUUUUUUUUUGUUAAAAAAUAGUUUUUUUAAAGCUUUAACCAUUUGAUCAAGCAGCCUUAUUCAAAUAAAAGAUUUUAGGUGGACUCGAACUCGAAACAUCGUAGUGGCAGACAUCAAAGCAUAACCAACUACGCUAGAUCAUGGAGGCAACAGAAUUGCAUUAAGCUUCAUCUUUCUCUGAUAAAAACUUCCACAAUCUUCCAGUGAGUUAUGCUAAAGAAGAGAUCAAGAAGCAAGCAAGCUUUAAUGGCGGAAACAAACCAGAACCAGACACAUCAAAAACAGAGUAAACCGACGCCGUUUCCAAGGCUCUUCACAGCUUUCAGUAGCUUCAAAAGCUUCACUGAAAACGACGCUGUCGCGAGCCCGACUUCGAUCCUCGACAACAAACCUUUCUCCGUUCUGAAAAACCCGUUCGGAUCCGACAACCCGAAACUCCAAGAAACCCAUCUCAAACCCGAACCCAGAAGAAUCGGACUCGCCAUCGUCGACUCUCUCAUCCAAGACGAAAACUCCGAACCCGGAUCCGGAACAAUCCUAUUCGGGUCACAGCUUCGGAUCCGGGUCCCGGAUGAUUCUCCACGCUCCUCGUCGGACUUCGGGAUCAACACGAGGAACACUCAACCGGAGUCGACAACGAAGAAACCAACUUCCGGGUCGCCCCGGAUAUUCUCCGGCUACUUCUCCGCCAGCGAUAUGGAGCUAUCUGAGGAUUACACAUGCGUGACGUGUCACGGGCCUAACCCGAGAACCAUUCAUAUAUUCGAUAACUGCAUCGUGGAGAGCCAACCGGGCGUCGUGUUCUUUCGGAGCUCCGACCCGGUUAACGAAUCGGAUUCGGAUUGUUCCCCACCCGACAGCUUUCUCAGUAGUUGCUGUAACUGUAAGAAGAGUCUUGGUCCUCGUGAUGACAUUUUCAUGUACAGGGGAGAUAGAGCCUUCUGUAGCAGUGAGUGCAGAGCCUUGGAGAUGAUGUCUGAUGAAAAUGAUAAUUAAAUAUUUUUUUUU